Sporothrix brasiliensis 5110 is the source of this 4023-nucleotide messenger RNA. Its product is annotated as elongator complex protein 1. Gene Ontology annotation, biological process: tRNA wobble base 5-methoxycarbonylmethyl-2-thiouridinylation. The record is from RefSeq and is a predicted model, not a curated record. The coding region runs from base 1 to 4023 and encodes 1340 amino acids. The transcript has 2 exons. NCBI's taxonomy places the organism in Eukaryota, Fungi, Ascomycota, Sordariomycetes, Ophiostomatales, Ophiostomataceae. Gene Ontology annotation, cellular component: cytosol; elongator holoenzyme complex. Gene Ontology annotation, molecular function: tRNA binding.
AUGCGGAACCUCCGCAACAUCCGCUAUGAUGUGUGCCACGAUGCUACCGGUGCCACAGCAGCCUGCUGGGAUGCCGGGCAAGACGAGGUGAUUGCGGCCUUUGGCCCAUCAGAGGACGAGCCGAAGGUGCGGCUGACCCGCGUCGUCGACCGCUCUGAGCUAACUUGUCAUGACUUUGCUUCAUGGGAUGCUCUCAGUCCUAACCCAGACAUGGUCGUGGACCGGAUUGUGAGCCUGCACUAUUUUGGCGACCUGGCCACGGUCUGUGUCAUCAUGGCCGGUGGCGACAUUGUCAUGGCCCGUGAGGAGACGUCUGGGUCAUAUGAACCUGUGCACAUUGAAAUUGUCGGCUCUGUCGACCCAGGCAUUGCAGCCGCCCGUUGGUCGCCCGACGAGGAGGUGCUUGCGCUUGUCACCACUGGCGGCAACUUGAUAUUGAUGAGCCGGGCCUUCGAGACGAUCGGGGAGACGCCCCUGACCCCUGCCGACCUGGCAGCCUCAAAGCACGUCUCUGUAGGCUGGGGAAAGAAGGAAACCCAGUUCAAGGGCCGUGGUGCUGCGAAAGCCAUGCGCGACCCUACAAUACCCGAGAUGGUCGACGACGGCACGCUGAGUCCGGCAGAUGAUGCGUCUGCCGUGACCAUCAGCUGGCGUGGGGAUGGCGAGUAUGUGGCUGUGAAUGCAGUGGAAGCAAUCGUCGAAGGCGGGGACGACGCAGCAAAUUCGCCAGAGACGAAGACGAAGCGCCGGCGGGUCGUUCGUGUCUACAACCGCGAGGGUGUACUUGACAGUGCCAGCGAGCCUGUUGACGGCUUAGAGAGCUACCUAAGCUGGCGGCCGUCCGGAAAUCUGUUGGCAACCGUUCAACGCAAACCUGGGGGGAGCCACCCUGACCAGUUUAACAUCAUCUUCUUCGAACGCAAUGGCCUCCGGCACGGCCAGUUUGAGCUCCGUUUGCCGUCAACGGGAGCUGGUACAGGGCCCGUGGGUCUCGACUGGAACACCGAUUCCACGGUGCUUGCCAUCACAUACGGAAGCGAAGUCCAGUUCUGGACCAUGGGCAACUACCACUGGUAUCUCAAGCAGGAGAUUGUCACGAGGUCACAGCGACCACUGACGGUGUGGCACCCCGAAAAGCCACUACGCCUUGUUACCUCCACUUUCGACGGCCUCGCCAGUGCCGAAUAUGUCUUUUGUACGGCCCGGGGAACCCUCACGCCACCGAAUGACCACGGCUCUGUCGCCGUCAUAGACGGCAAGUCUAUAAAGCUGACACCGCUGCGUGCCACAAACAUGCCCCCGCCAAUGAGCCUCUUCGAGCUUCCUACCAGCCUACCGGCAAUUGACGUUGCCUUUUCCCCCAAAGACGAUGCCCUCGCCGUAUUGACCUCGAGUGGGCUUGAGGUGUUCUCGUGGACGUGGCCUGCCACUGCGAAACGGUCGCCGCAGCCAACACUCGCGGCCUCGCUCUCUUUUGCACAUGAUGCCAACUUUGUUGGGUUUGUCCCGCUGGAAGUGUGCUUCAUCCAGGGCUCAAAGUACGCCGUGUACGUUCUUGGUUGGGAUGCGUUGUCUCGGACGCAGAUACGUUCUUUUGUACUUGACCGCGAAGGUGGCCAGUUGGCGCCAACGGACCCAGUGUCAGUUGCACGCGGCUCGAUCCUGGCAACGGCCCACCAGGGCCGCGAUCUAUAUACUCAAGAUCCUUCAGGCGCUCUGACUCAACUGAACGCGGAAGCCCCCUCUGCUUUCCCAUUCCGUGCGAAGCUACCUAGUCUCCUUCCUUGGGUCGAGGUCGUCGAGUCUGGCGAAUCUGGACCUCAGUUUGCCAUUGGCUUGUCGAGAAACGGACACCUCUACGCCAAUGAGCGUCAAUUGACCAAGAACUGCACUUCCUUCGUUGUGACGGAUGACCACCUUGUCUUCACAACAAGCAAUCACCUCCUCAAAUUCGUUCACCUGACAGACGUCCACGAUCUCGAAAUCCCACUCGACGAUCCUGAAGCUGAUGAGAGAUGCAGAAGUAUCGAGCAGGGUGCGCGUCUUGUCACGUCGAUCCCAUCCAACCUGUGCGUCGUCCUUCAAAUGCCUCGAGGAAACCUAGAGACCAUCUUUCCUCGAGCUAUGGUUGUGGCCGGCAUCCGGAAGCUGAUCGACGCGCUCGACUAUGGUAAAGCCUUUGCCUUUUGCCGAUCCCAGCGUGUCGACAUGAACAUUCUCUACGACCAUACACCGCAGCAGUUCCUUGCCAAUGUCGACCUGUUCCUUGACCAGCUCAACGACGUCGCGUCCAUUGACCUGUUCCUGUCCUCCCUAAAGGAAGAGGAUGUGUCUCAAACCAUGUACAAGGACACGAAGAAAACAAGUACAGCCACACCAUUUAGACUACCUCAGCUGGUGCCACCGACCCCGGCGCCCGCAUCAGCGUCAUCCACCAAGGUCAACACGGUGUGCGAUGCAGUUUUAGCCCGUCUGGCAACGCGGAAGAAAACCAACCUCCAGAACAUCAUCACAGCGCACGUGUCCAAACUGCCGCCGGCAAUUGAUGACGGUUUGACUGUUGUUGCCCAGCUCCUUCACGCCAACGAUACGGCUGCAGCCAGAACCGUGUCGGCAAAGGCCGUGGAGCACAUUUGCUUCCUUGUCGACGUCAACCAGCUCUACGACCACGCCCUAGGCCUGUACGAUCUGGACUUGACAAUAGCCAUUGCACAACAGUCCCAACGAGACCCCAAGGAGUAUGUCCCAUUUAUUCGGACCCUGCACGAAAUGUCACCAACCUGGCGCAAAUUUUCCAUCGACGACCAUCUCGAGCGACAUGAGAAGGCGCUUAGCCACCUCGCCGACUUUGACGACUUCAACGAGUUCCUACAGUACACCAACAAGCACCGUCUGUACAAGAAGGCUCUUGGGAUCUACCGCUACAAUACCGAGCGCCACUCCGCCAUCACCAAUGCAUAUGCCGAGUAUCUUGUCACCCAGUCCAAGUUCCGCGAGGCUGGCCUGGCGUACGAGUCGCUGCAGAACUUUUCGAAAGCGGCGAGCUGCUACCAGUCUGCGGGCGUAUCCUGUUGGCGAGAAUGCCUCUUUGCCGCACAGAGUCAGACGCCACCUUUAUCCAGCGAUGUUUUCAGCGAGCUUACCUCCAAUCUUGUCGAUGCCCUCCUCGAGGCGCGCGACUACACUGCUGCAGCCAAGAUUCAGCUGGAGUACCUCGCGUCUGUCGAGGGCGUGCGCACCCUGUGCAAGGCAUACGAGUUUGCCGAGGCGAUGCGCGUGACGGCGCGCCUGGGCCGUGCGGAUCUACUACAGACACAUGUCGACCCGGGCUUGGGCGAUGCCCUCUCUUCGUCGACGGAGCUCUUGGCCGACUGUCGGUCUCAGCUGAAGGCACAGGUGCCUCGCAUACUCGAGCUCCGGCAGAAGGCCAUUGAGGAUCCACUCGGCUUCUACGAGGGCGAACGGCUGGGCGGCGAAGACGUCCCCGACGACGUGUCCAUUGCGGCCAGUUCACGCAUCAGCACGAGUGCCAGCCUGUUCACGCGCUACAGCACAGGCACCGCCGCCACGGGCAAGACGGGCGAGACGGGCGGCACCGGGACCACGCAGCAGCACCGGAACCGCAAGAAGCGCGAAGAGAAGAAGCGCGCCCGCGGCCGGAAGGGCACGGUGUACGAGCAAGAGUACCUGAUCAACAGCGUGCGGCGUCUCGUUGAGCGUGUGGAGCGGGCGCGGCCGGAGGUCGAGCGCCUUGUCGUAGGCCUGACGCGGCGUGAUAUGGCCGAGCGGGCGCGUGCCAUAGAGGCUCUGAUGGCCGAGCUGAUUGAGGCAUGCCAAGCGGCCAUCCGCGAAGUGUGGCAGCAACCAGCCUUUGUCGGCGGCCAGACAGCGCCUGCGAUGGCCACUCUCAGCGUGGAGAACGCCAACGGCCAGAGCCAAGACAACGGCGGCGAUGCGGCACCGGCCAACAACAACACGACGCCAUGGAUUGCUGGCUUUGAGCGUCUGUCGCUCCUCGGCUAA